Messenger RNA from Penicillium antarcticum, 2922 nucleotides. Its product is annotated as mediator of RNA polymerase II transcription subunit 16. Gene Ontology annotation, biological process: positive regulation of DNA-templated transcription. Bases 1 to 2922 code for a protein of 973 amino acids. NCBI's taxonomy places the organism in Eukaryota, Fungi, Ascomycota, Eurotiomycetes, Eurotiales, Aspergillaceae. The record is from RefSeq and is a predicted model, not a curated record. Gene Ontology annotation, molecular function: protein binding. Gene Ontology annotation, cellular component: mediator complex. The transcript has 8 exons.
AUGCCCUUGAUGAUGGAUGCGGGCAUCAAUGUGGACGAUCUCUUUGGCGAGUCCAACUCCCUGGAAUUGGGCUUGCCAGCCGCCUCUCCUACCAAAGGACUCGCGCAAUGCCUGGACGAGAUGCGCCUUUUAGGAUGCUGCCACAAGAUAGCCUGGUCCCGGAUGGGUUGCAUUGCGUCGAUCUCCCAGGAUGGACUCAGGGUCAAUAUCCGCCAUCUCCAGUGCAGUACUUUGGAGGGCAAAUGGAACUUAGGCAAAGAAACACCUCUUACGACAUCAAUAGAGGCCCACCACGGGAACCAAUUGGCUCAUUUAUCAUGGAAUGAAACCGGGUCGGAGCUGGCCGUUGUGGACUGCUCUGGUCGCAUAUCCAUCUAUUCUAUCUCUAUUGCUUUGAACAGCCUCUCAAUUCUUCGUCAAGCAUCUUUUGAAUCUGGCGAUGAUAACAGCCAGGUCGUUGGUCUGAUGUGGUUGAACUCCCAACGUUUUAUACACGCAUUCCACCAAGCAGCCAAGGUGAAUGGAAGAUGGGCCUACACUCCUUUCCGCAGACGCCCAAUUGGGCCCUUCCACCCAGCCAACAAAGGCGCCUUGAUCUGUGUGACUAGAGCCGGCCAGAUCAAGCUCAUAUAUCAGAAUCCCAAUAGCACAUGGGCUGAGCUUCCUGCUGAGUUGAAGAACACAGGAUAUUCGGACAGGCUAUUAACACAUGCCUCCAUGGUCGCCACGCAAGCGGGGAUCCUCCUCGCCACCUACUCUGCAUGCCAAAAGAUGUGUUUGUACAGAGUUCAUAUUGCCUGGAAUCCACCGCAGUGGGAACCCACUCAAGGGAAACAGCAGCCUCCACCCGUCCCCAGUUUUCGCUUGAACCAUUGCAAGGUGGAUAUGCCAGGAAAUAUACUGAAUGUGAACCGCGGCCCAGAGCAUGCAGAUCAGUCUAUCCCAUUCAUGAACUCUGUAUACUCAUUGACACGGCUGGAAAUCAUGCCAGCGCAGUCUGACAGUCCUCAGGGAUCCACUGCCAAUCCGUGGAUUCUCGCGGUCUUCUCCAAGCCUCUCCAUGCCAUCCCAGACUACCAAGAGCAGCAAGGUCCGCCAACUGUAAUGCUCAGGUGGCAUUUGGAAUCUACACCGCAAACACUCCAUCCCAAAUUUGAUGAGGUGGCAUCGAAGAAGAGCAAUACCCAAGUGAAGCCUAAAUUGGAGUUGCGCCGACUGGAUGAUAUCCAUUGCGAUAAAUACGUUGUCUCGGUCGACUUGAUCGAGCAUGGAACUGUCUUGGCCGUCACGCACGACGACAGUUCCAUAACAUGCUAUGAUACGAGGACGAUGACCAUAUUUAGUGGGAUGGAUGACUCGAACACUGUAACCUGUCUGGCCCAGGCGGGAUUCCAGUAUCCAGUAGAACCAUCAGGUAUGAGAAUUGGUCCAUCCUGCUUUCGAUUGCGCAAGUUGACAUAUUCAGGUCUCCACCUCGCUUUCUCGCCUAACUCUUGCGUUGCUGUUACGCUGGAUAGUGACGGAAAUAUGCAACUGAGAGUGAUGGUGCAUUCAUUCGGAUCAACAGAUGGACUAUAUGAUGAGACCAAAUUCUCCGCUGCCGUUGCUGCUUUGACAGUGGCAUUCUGUCGAGGCUGUGGAAGUGAAUGCAAUACAGACGAUGUUCUUAUGGUAGCUCUCCGGCAGCUGUCACCGGAGGCUCAAACUACAUUCAUCAGUGAGGUGUAUCGUGCACUGCCGGUCAAUUGCAACUUUACCGCUGAUCAGGAGAAGCUCAUGAGCCACCCGUACAUCCCUCGUUGUCUGAGUUUGCAGGCCGCACUGGGCUACAAAGGAAGACUCAAGCGCCGCAACCUUACGUCCUCCGUGCCAUGGGCGAUUCUUCAACUACGACAUUCCUCGGUCCUAUUUGCUUAUUUCUUCCAGUAUAACAAAGGCGUCCAGCCAGAGACACAUGAUCCAGGUAUGCCAGACCCCCAUCUCAACCCCCAUGUCAACCCCAAAAGUCAAUCGCUAAUAACAAAAGAUGUCCUACGCUUGGUAUUGGGCAACGCGAAAUGGACACUGGAUUUCUCCCACUGGCUCCUAAAUGAAAUCUUCGACAUGGCGGACGACUUCGAAAGUGUCUUCAACGACCAAGAAGCCUUCACCCAGAAAUUGAAAACAAGCUCCUCUCUCCCCCUCCUCAUCCUCCUUUCAAGUAUGUCGAGAGCCUUCCUCCGCUUCAUCUGCCGCGGCCUCCGAGGCGUACACGCGGGCUUCGCAACUGCAAACCCAGCCUCCCUCUUCGGCGACAGCAGAAUCUACUUUACAGAAAUCUGUCAAACAAUCGAAACCUCACCGGUACGGAUAGACGUCUACGAGAAAUUCCUCGCAGGAGUCGACUCCGCCGUGAAACACGCCUACCAAGGCGCAGGCUUCGGUGACGCCGAAAGACCAGGCCCGGAGAAAGAACUACUCGUCAACGCACGCAUUCCCCCGGUCCUAAUAUCAGCCGUGGCAACGCUACUGCGGCAGACUGUACCAGCGCUGAAAAUGGAGAUCAAUCGGAUGGCGAUUUACCUGGGUGACUAUUCUUGGUUAGGCUUUGGGAAUGAUUCGAGGACCGCGCUUUAUCGCAAACAGCGGGAUGUUGAUAUUCUGAAGAAGUGUCCGCUUAGGCCGCCGCUUUUGUUGGGUUCUGAUGGGCGUGUUGCGCCACUUAAGAAGAGACGCUGUGCACGGUGUUGUGAGGUUUCUGGGGAUACGAGUUUGCCUAGGUCUAUGCUUUCUUUCAAGAUGACUGCUAAGUUGGGACUGUUGAGGUCUUGUCUUUGUGGGGGGAUGUGGAUUCUUGAGGUUGAUUCUGGGGAUGCUGGGGGAAGUGGGAGUGGGAGUGGAAAUGGAAGCGGACAUGGACAUGGACAUGGGCAUGGGGCUUAG